AAAAUGACUGACUGAUAGUAAGUGAUGUGUGACGCUAGUAGUACUACAAAUUUCACCGUGCUUAUCCAGUUAAGUGGGAGCUCAAUGUAUAAGAAGACUGCCAAAUGAAAUCAAUAAUAAGAAGACAAAGUCAUGGAGAGCUGGGGUCUUAGACCUGUGGCUUACAGCAAAACCCCUCCCAUCUACUUAGAAAAAGUUGGUACAACAGUCAGGAUCAUGUUCUUUGACUUUUUCAGUGCUUUUGACACCAUUUUGCCUCAGGAGCUGGUGAAAAAAGGCUUUGAAUCGUGAUGUCCCCACAAUCUACUGAAUCAUGGACUACCUGAACAACAGACAGCAGCUUGUGAGGCUCAGGGACUAUGUGGCAGAAGUUGUGGUGAGUAAUGCUGGAGGACCUCAGAGAACUAUCCUGUCUACCUUCCUGUUCACCCACUACACAAUCAACUUCCUACACAAUGCACCACAUGCCAUCUACAAAAUGUUUUAGAUGACUCUUCCAUCACAGGUUGCAUUAAUAAUGGAAACAAGUCAGAGUACAGAAAAGUUGUGGAGAACUUUGUCUUGUGGUAAAAGGAAAAAAACUUGCAACUCAACAUCAGCAAUACAUUGGUGUGCCAAGAAGCCCCUGUGACCAAUCACCAUUCGGGGAGGACAUGGAAGUGGUGCAGAGCUACAAGUACCUAGGGGCUCACAUGAAAAACAAAUCAGAUUGGUCUGACAACACAGUGAUGCUGGACAAGAAGAGCCAGAGCAGACUUGACUUCCUAAGGAGACUCAGGGCUUUAAAUGUGUUCAGCAAGCUGCUUGAAAUGUUCUACCAGUCCAUAGUAGCCAGUGUGGUGUUCUAUGCUGCAGUCUUCAGGGGACACAACCUCAGCUCAAAAAAAGCACAAUGCCUGAACAAACUUAUUAGGAAAACCUGGUCCAUCACAGUGAGAGCCCUGGACACACUGGAAGCUGUUGUAGAAAAGCAGAUGGUAGCAAAAUUGGAUGCCAUCAUGAAAAAUCCCAUCCAUCCCCUACAUAAGUUUUUCACCUGCCUGUCAUAAAAUCCUCUAAUAUUUUACUUGGGACUGAAGGAAAGCCCAUCACCUUGUCUUCAAGUACAACUAAUAUCAUGGAUAUUGAAAGUGUGACUUGGAGAAGAGAUGGAAACACAAUUGUAAUGUCUACCCAGAAGGCUCCACCUCCUGCUUGGAGAGACAGAGUACAGCUAAAUAGUAAUGACUGGUCUUUAACAAUCCACAAACUAAGGCUAGAAGACAGUGGAGAAUACCAGCAGGUGGUUUCAACUUUAGGAAAGCAGCUUCCAACUUACUGUGUCACACUUCAGGUAUAUGAAACAAUUAAAGAUAUUGUGAUCAGCAUAAAUAGAAGUGAAGCAAGUGGUAACAACACUUGCAACAUUACUCUGCUCUGCAUCACCAACAUCCACAAUCAGGUCAAUUACAGUUGGAUCAGACCAGAAUCCUUUAACGGUGACACCUCAAGGAGCCAAGAUGGAAAACUCGACUUGUUACUUAGCCACGAAGAUAAAGACAUUGUCUUCACUUGCCAAGCUAGUAAUCCUGUGGAUAACGUCAAUAAAAGUGUACAACCUUGGAAGGAAUGUCAGCAUCAAAAAAGAGGUAAUGUAACAAAAAAUAAUUAAACUAAAAUAAUUUAUGCAAGUGAAAACUGGAUGGAGAUUGUCAAAUUAUGGUUAUAUUGUUACAGCACCAAUAUUAAUAUGCAUACUGUAUACUAAUUCAUAAUAAGUGAGGGGUGUCAGUGUCAAGGUGAAUAAGUAAACAUUAAAGGUGAACAUUGAAUGUGGAUUAAACGACUCCUAAAAUGUGUGGUUUUUCUUCAGAUGGAAGGAGAAAGAUAAUACAGACUAUUUGUAAAUUGUUCUAAAAAUUACAGGACAAAUAGUAACAAAACAUUAUAUUGGAUCUGCAAGCCUGAUUAAUCUAGCUCAGGGAUGAAUGUGAGAAGAAAACUAUCCCUGCUGAAUCUUACAUAAGGCAGGAACCACCUCUAAGUGGACACCAGUACGCUGUAUACAUUGACCGACACUCAUAUAGGGUCAUUCUAUAGUUGUCAGUUAUUCUACGCUGCACAUCUCUGAAGACACAUUGAGAACUGAACUAACUAGAUGCAUAAAACAAACCAGUGUGAUGGAGAUGUAUACAUGUGGUAGAGCGUAUCAUAAGCUAGCUCCAUAACUAUCCAGCUCUCUGUUGACAUUCAUACCUUCUUUCAAAGUUUAGAAUGACUUAGGUUUAUAGCUUAUGAUGACAAGAGGUGAGUGGAUGUAGUCAGUUAACCUGUAUUUCUUCCUUCUGGUCUAACAAAAAAAUGACGUGCAUUACUACCUCAUAGUGCCUGCUCAACUUAGCUAGAUAUCUUCAUGGUGGAACUACAUGUAAUUUAAGGGCUAAAGCAGUAGGUACACAGUUUCACGUUUUGGUGUUGCUAGUGAAUAAUAGGCAGAUAUGGUUGAAGCAAUAGGUUUUAUGGUCGAGUUUGAUAGUUGCAUUGAUGACUUUAUUUUAACUUCCUCAAAAUAAGCAAUAUAUCUAACAUCUUUUAGAAGCAUACCAUAUCAGGCAGAAGAUUUCUGUGUUAAUAUAAUCCUCGAUUUAUUUUUAAAAUUCAUUUUCAUUUGAUUCAUAAUAAGAGUACAAUUCAACCUCAAGAGUGUAAAAUUAAGUGCCCAAAAGGGGUAUCAAAAGUAUCAUUUAAAAUUAAGUGCUUAUCAAGGUGCUCAACAAGUGCUUGAAGUAUUCACCCACAAAGUACAGGGAAUUCAUGCAUUUUUAAAGAAUUAGUACCUAACUAAGAAAUAAAAAUGAGAAAUU
Molecule: messenger RNA, 2843 nt
Organism: Polypterus senegalus (gray bichir)
Lineage: Eukaryota; Metazoa; Chordata; Cladistia; Polypteriformes; Polypteridae
Product: SLAM family member 8-like
Exons: 3
Coding region: 1118-1651 (177 amino acids)
Source: RefSeq, a predicted model, not a curated record